Messenger RNA from Cynocephalus volans (Philippine flying lemur), 1563 nucleotides. RefSeq names its product Fc receptor-like protein 2. Gene Ontology annotation, molecular function: transmembrane signaling receptor activity. Gene Ontology annotation, biological process: cell surface receptor signaling pathway. Gene Ontology annotation, cellular component: plasma membrane. The record is from RefSeq and is a predicted model, not a curated record. Lineage: Eukaryota; Metazoa; Chordata; Mammalia; Dermoptera; Cynocephalidae.
AUGGACAAAAAAGACCUCAAUCAAGAGAAGCAGAGCAGACUGCUUCGACAAAACCAAACUCCAGUCAGUGAACAGGAAGGCUGGUUGACUCUCCUGGCUCCCUCUUCUGUCUUUGAAGGAGAUAGCAUAGUUCUGACAUGCCAAAAAAAAUACAACUGGAAAAUAAAGAGGAUAACUUACUACAAGGAUAAAAAGGAGUUAUUUUUUUCAGAGGAACUCUCAAACUUCACUAUCCAAAGAGCAGUUAUGAGUGACAGUGGCAACUAUUAUUGUACUGCUACUACAAAAACAAUCUUCCCAUGGACAGAAACUUCAAAAAUAGUGAAUAUCAAAGUCCAAGAGCUGUUUCCAUGUCCUGUGCUGACAGCCAGCUCCUUCCAGCCCACAGAAGGGAGCCCCAUGACCCUGACCUGUGAGACCCAGCUCCCUCCACAGAGGUCCAAUGUCCAGCUCCAGUUCUGCUUCUUCAGAGACAGCUGGACCCUGGGGUCAGGCUGGAGCAGCUCCCCCAAAUUCCAGAUUGCUGAUAUGUGGGGUGAAGACUCAGGGUCCUACUGGUGUGAAGCAGAGACAGUGACUCACAGUGUCAGAAAACGUAGCCUCCAAUCCCAGAUUCAUGUGCAGAGAGUCCCUGUCUCUAACGUAAGCUUGGAGACCUGGGCCCCUGGAGGACAGGUGAUCGAAGGAGGGAAGCUGGUCCUGCUCUGCUCAGUGGCUGAGGGCACAGGAAACAUCACAUUCUCCUGGCACAGAGAGGCUACAGGAACCAGUCUGGGAAAGAAGAGCCAGCGUUCCCUGUCGGCAGAGCUGGAGCUCCUGGCUGUGAAGGAGGGCGAUGCUGGCGCGUAUUACUGCAGAGCUGACAACAGCCAUGAUCCCAUCCAGAGCAAGGUGGUAGAUGUCCCUGUGAGAAUUCCAGUGUCUCGCCCUAUCCUCACCCUCAGAGCCCCCAGGGCCCAGGCUCUGGUGGGGGACAUGGUAGAGCUUCAUUGUGAGGCCCUGAGAGGCUCUCUUCCGAUCCUGUACCAGUUUUAUCAUGAGGAUGUCACCUUGGGGAACAGCUCAGCCCCCUCUGGAGGAGGAGCAUCCUUCAACCUCUCUCUGACUGCAGAACAUUCUGGAAACUACUCCUGUGAGGCUGACAAUGGCCUGGGGGCCCAGCACAGUGAGGCAGUGACACUCUUCAUCUCAGGGCCUGAUGGCUAUAGAAGAUACCUUGCCAGAGUGCUUGGGGGACUGUUUCGCAUCCUUGGUUUCAUUGGUGUUACUCUGCUGUUUUAUUGCUGGUCCCACAAGAUACCAGGAGAAAGUUCUAGAACUAAUGCACCCAGAGGUGCUUCCAGUCCAAACCCUCAAGAGUUCACCCACUCCAGCCCACUUGCAGACAUGGAGGAGCUACAGCCGGUGUAUGUCAAUGUGGGCCCUGUAGGUGUGGAUGUGGUUUAUUCCCAGGUCUGGAGCAUUCAGCAGCCAGAAGAAUCAGGACUCCCAAGUGAUCUACUCUUCUGUGAAGGUGUCAUAACACUUGGUGGAAUCAGAGGAGAAGAUCAGCAACAAGGGUAA